UACUUCGUUUUUUGUUAUAUUAAGUCAUCCUCAGCAAAGCUUGCAGCAGGAUGUCGGGCCGCGGCAAGCAGGGCGGGAAGGCACGGGCUAAGGCAAAGUCGCGCUCCUCGCGGGCCGGGCUGCAAUUCCCGGUGGGCCGGGUGCAUCGUUUGCUCCGGAAAGGUAAUUAUGCUGAGCGGGUCGGAGCCGGGGCCCCGGUCUACCUGGCGGCCGUGCUGGAGUACCUGACGGCCGAGAUCCUGGAGCUGGCGGGCAACGCGGCGCGGGACAACAAGAAGACGCGCAUCAUCCCCCGCCACCUGCAGCUGGCCAUCCGCAACGACGAGGAGCUCAACAAGCUGCUGGGCAAAGGGACGAUCGCGCAGGGCGGCGUCCUGCCCAACAUCCAGGCCGUGCUGCUGCCCAAGAAG
Molecule: messenger RNA, 410 nt
Organism: Alligator sinensis (Chinese alligator)
Lineage: Eukaryota; Metazoa; Chordata; Crocodylia; Alligatoridae
Product: histone H2A-like
Exons: 1
Cellular component (GO): nucleosome
Molecular function (GO): structural constituent of chromatin; protein heterodimerization activity; DNA binding
Source: RefSeq, a predicted model, not a curated record